GAGGUGAAGAGGAGAUGACUGCUGUCAUGGAUGGGUCUGCCCUGUUGUGGACGGCUCUGCUGCUCUUUUCUCCAGAUGGAAUGCUGAUGGCCCCUCAUAAAUCUGUGAUCUCCUUGAGUCCCCCAUGGAGUAGAAUAUUUGAAGGAGAGAAUGUGACUCUUACAUGUAACAGGAACAAUCCCACUGAAGACAGCCCCACCACGUGGUUUCACCUUGGCACCAACUUUUCAACGCUGACUUCAAAUUUUGUUAUUGUGAAUGCCAGCGUUCAACACAAUGGGACAUAUGAAUGCCAGAACCGAAACUUAUCCAGAAGUGAUCCUGUAUACCUGGAAGUGUUCAGGGACUGGCUGCUCCUUCAGACUUCUGCUAAGGUGGUGGUGGAGGGUUCAUCCCUCUCCCUCAGGUGCCACGGUUGGAAGAAUUGGACCGUAUACUCCCCACUCUACUACAAGGAUGGCCAACCUUUCAAGUAUUGUUAUGAGAACAACGUCUCCAUUACCAUUACAUCUAUGACAGCUAGUGACAGCGGUGCCUAUCACUGCACGGGCUUCUUUACGCUUAAGCAGAAGAAGCAAAAUGAGAGAUAUGUCUCUGAGUCCCUCAACAUUACUGUCAUAAAAGGUCCACCAAGCAUGUAUAUCUGGCUACAACUCAUUAUCCCUCUGCUGGUGGCGACACUGCUUGUUGUAGAUACCACAUUAUUUGUCUCAACUGAUAAACAGUUCAAAUCUCUUUUGAAAAUGAAAAUGACUGAGAAAAGCAACAAGCUUCAGAAGCCACAUCCUGUGGCAGACCCCCAAGGAAAUUGAUGUCGUUGUUUGAGAAUCAGUUUGCAACAGAAUGUUUUUUUUUUUUAACAGCACAGGGAAUAGUUUUUCAUUUGUCAAACACAGCUCUCAAAGUACAUAGAAAAAUCUGUGGUCAAGGAUAUAUAGAAUUGCCUCAUUAAACCAAA
Molecule: messenger RNA, 958 nt
Organism: Fukomys damarensis (Damara mole-rat)
Lineage: Eukaryota; Metazoa; Chordata; Mammalia; Rodentia; Bathyergidae
Gene: Fcer1a
Product: Fc fragment of IgE receptor Ia
Exons: 5
Coding region: 15-812 (265 amino acids)
Biological process (GO): cell surface receptor signaling pathway
Molecular function (GO): transmembrane signaling receptor activity
Source: RefSeq, a predicted model, not a curated record